AUGGUGAGAUUGAAUGAGCUCAAUCGCAAUGUCACGCUCCCUGCUUAUCUCAAAGCACCUACCUCCCUUGACGUGGUGGGAUCUUCGCAGUGGGCCACCAUGAUGGCCCUAAAAGCCCGAAGCUAUGGGAUGACUAACCAGGUCCGACUUGAAGAUUCCCAAUCUGGCCAUGUCAUGGUCACCAUCAAGGCCACGCCCACCGUUUACUACUCCGUGCUGUUUCAUACUUUGACCCCGGAGAUUUCUUGA
Penicillium daleae is the source of this 249-nucleotide messenger RNA. RefSeq lists its product as uncharacterized. The transcript is spliced from 2 exons. The record is from RefSeq and is a predicted model, not a curated record. The coding region runs from base 1 to 249 and encodes 82 amino acids. Lineage: Eukaryota; Fungi; Ascomycota; Eurotiomycetes; Eurotiales; Aspergillaceae.